AUGCCUCUUGAGUCCAAUGAACCCCUCGAUCGCGAGGAUGCCCCGUUCCUCGCCUCGGGUCAAAGGCCCUCGUCCCCAGUGGAAGAGGAGUCUGGCCCGUCGGAUGCAGAGAAAGAACAACUUCGCAAAACUCGCCUUCGCUUAAUGUUAACCCUUUUUGCCAUGAUCUUGGCCGUCGAAGUCGGCAUCUGCAUGUCCAAUGGCCCCGUCACCCGUAUAUACGAGUCCAUCGCCUGUCGAGAAUACUACGCGCAAUAUGAUCCCACCAAGAUCGGAGCCGACGGCGAGGUCCAGGAGGAAUUGUGCAAGGUUAAAGCGGUCCAGCAGGAUCUGGCUGCAGUGAAGGGCUAUAUGGAGUUCUUCGAUGGCAUUCUGAGUGCUGUGCUAGCAAUUCCAUACGGCCUGUUGGCUGAUCGACGGGGACGGAAAUCCACCAUCUGUCUAAGCAUCCCCGGAUUCGCCCUGAACUGCAUUAUUCAACUGGUGGUCAUGUGGCGCCCAGACGUCUUCCCCCUGCGAACUGUCUGGGCAUCCUCCUUGGCUUGGUUGUUUGGCGGAGGCCCUGUUGUGGCAUUUGCCAUCAUCUGGACAAUGAUGUCGGAUGUGUCAACAGAAGAAGAAAGGUUCGGCGUGGCUAGCAUGGGAGCCGAUUUCGCCUCCAGUGCCGCCAGUUCCUGGUUAAUGGCAUUAGACCCAUGGCUUCCUCUGUUGCUGGGCUGGGGUUUGGCUGUUGUUGGCAUGUUCUUCGCCUUAUCAUUACCGGAAACGAUGCGUGUAGGGUCAUCGCAACCGACUUGGAAGCAGCCGAGCAUGGAGAUGAGCCAAGUGUCACCCGGAAACGCCGAGUAUAAGGAAGUUCCCAGCAAGGAACAAGAACACGAGGUACUCAGCGAUGAAGAGACCCUCCAAGGGGAAGAGGCUUCUUUCACCACGAAAGCAGCACGACCAACUUUCUUCGCGUCGGCGAAACAACGGUCGCGAGCCUAUUUCGCGCCGUAUUCCUUCAUCUUCAGAAACAAGCAGAUCAUGCUCCUCCUUACCGCGUUUCUUGUCUAUCGACUGAGCCGUGGCUCGUCCUGGUUUUUGGUCCAAUAUAUCUCCACGCGGUAUAAGUGGACCCUGGCAGAAGCGAACUUCCUCAUGUCAUUCAAGCCGGCCUUGACCAUUCCAUUGUUCCUAUUUAUCCUACCGGCUAUUUCACGACAACUUCUCAAAACCAUGAAGCCAACCCAGAAAGACCUGCAGCUCAUGCGCAUCAGUAUUGGGCUCUUGGCGGUCGGGACGUUGGGAAUCGGUCUUUCACCGAGCGUGGCGAUGUUGAUUCCCAGUCUGCUAGUUCAGACAUCCGGGUCUGGAUUUGUCUUCCUGACUCGUGCUCUCAUUACCACGUUGGUGAAUCGGGAAGAAACAGCCCGUCUCUUCACCAUUAUUGAGGUUCUGCAGUCAGUGGGCAAUGUCAUUGCCAGUUUGUCCAUCACCACAGUGUUCCAAAUUGGACUGGAACUGGGAGGGGCUUGGAUCGGUCUGGCCUGGAUGAUGACCGCGACGGCCUUCACUUUGAGUUUUCCCCCCGCCUGCCGCGCUGACCGGACAACUUACACCCCACGUCUUGCUUCGCAAGCUUACGGCAGUCUGCUGUCAAAGUCUGGUCAUGUCCAGUCUGCAAUUUCACUGAUCCCUCUUAUCUCGUCGUCACCAAAUAGCCCCUUGUCAUGGAGAGAUUUACCCAAUUUCGCGAUCGAGGUGCGAACGGGUGUCUCACCCUUCUUCCCAACUCCUCGUCCAUCGCUCAGCUUCCCUCAGUGGUUUCUACGAAUCUUCCUCUUCUGCGUCCGUCUUCCGUUCUUUAUACCGGUCUGCAUCGGCUAUUUUCUGCUUUUCCAAUGGCUCCCGAUCACAUCGCUUGGAAGGAAGGCCGCUCUGUGGUGCAUCCUAGGCGUGCCCAGCAUCUGGUGGGUUGAUCUUCAAGUGGACGGAGUAAGAAAAGGAACUCUCAACAACGACCGACACCAAAACCGUCUACCCGGGCCCGGAUCCAUCAUUGCCUCCUCCUUCACCUCCCCAAUUGACGCGCUCUACCUUGCCGCUGUAUUUGACCCCAUCUUCGUGUCCUGCUAUCCCUCCACACGCGAAGUCGAACAACUAUCCGUCUGGCAAGCAAUUCUUCGCGCCUUCGCCCUCCCGCAAGCAAAGCCCCAGCCCAAAGCCCGUACCGUCGAUCUGAAAACCAUCAUGCGGAAGUACCCUGGCCGCCCUAUUGCCUUGUUCCCUGAGUGCACGACCACCAACGGACAGGGCGUGUUGCCGCUGAGCCCCGUGCUGGCGAGCGCUCCUCACAAGACGAAGAUCUUCCCUGUGGCUCUGCGCUAUGAGCCUAAAGACGUCGUGACUCCGGUCCCCGGGUCUUAUAUUACUUUCCUGUGGAGUCUGCUGGGCCGACCGACGCAUUACAUUAAGGUGCGCAUUGGACAGGCAGUCGUGGGUGUCGCUGCGGAUGAAUUGCCAACGCAUGACGCUACCAUGUUUGAUCCUAGUGCUUCGGAGAAUGGAUACUCUCAUGACCGAGACGAUGAACGGCCCUUCAGUGAGACCUCCGUGAUGGUGCUCGAAGAGCAGGUGCCGAACUAUGUAGGGGAUUCGCUGGCUCGCCUUGGCAGAGCCAGACGUGUAGCCGUGACGGCGCCGCAAAAGUUGGAAUUUGUGAAGUUGUGGAAGAAGUCAUAUUGGACAUGGUAA
This is a messenger RNA of Aspergillus neoniger CBS 115656, 2736 nucleotides long. Its product is annotated as MFS general substrate transporter. The record is from RefSeq and is a predicted model, not a curated record. Gene Ontology annotation, biological process: transmembrane transport. The transcript is spliced from 7 exons. The coding region runs from base 1 to 2736 and encodes 911 amino acids. NCBI's taxonomy places the organism in Eukaryota, Fungi, Ascomycota, Eurotiomycetes, Eurotiales, Aspergillaceae. Gene Ontology annotation, molecular function: transmembrane transporter activity. Gene Ontology annotation, cellular component: membrane.